Molecule: messenger RNA, 2706 nt
Organism: Fulvia fulva
Lineage: Eukaryota; Fungi; Ascomycota; Dothideomycetes; Mycosphaerellales; Mycosphaerellaceae
Exons: 2
Coding region: 1-2706 (901 amino acids)
Source: RefSeq, a predicted model, not a curated record
AUGUCUAAGUUCUGGACGUGGAAUGGUUCGAGAGACAGGAAGCACGAUCUCAACGGACUUCCAUCACUGCCUGCAGACUUCACCACCCGUGGCAUGGAGCACGGCCGAGGCCGAAGGGGCUCCAAGAUGACUCGGAAGCCGUUGCCAUUACAAUUCCAUCAGGGCGUUGAGCCUCAAUCAAGGAGCAGCAGUCGAUCGAACGACACUAUCGCACUUCACGAUGCCGCUAUCAAAUCAGCAACGAACCUGAUGGCUGUCAUGAGUGACUGUCUCAACAGUCCUCAGCUUAGUGCCCAUCUGCUGUCUGCACAGCAGCAUUCGGCCUGCCUGAAGCCAAUGUACGGUCGUCCUCGGUCCCGUACGGCACCUUCUACACCACUGGUCGAGGCGCCCUACAAAGAACCCGUGGAGCUCGAAGGGUCUACACCUAUAUGGACACAGUCUGCCACACGUCAGUCUCUGGACGCAUAUCGUGCUCAACAUAACACCACUAUCGGGCAGUCGAUCAUCCGCCCUCAUAGCAGUCCCCAGGAUAUCAGCUAUAAGCUGCCGGUGUAUCCCCCACACGGCUUCGAUCGAAAUACAAGCAAUCCUCAAUUACUCAAUGCGCCGCCGCAGACAUACGAACAUGUUCCGCCGCCCAAGACCAGGACGCCUUUGAAGAUGAAUCUGAGUGGCGAAACACUUGUGGCACCAGAUCUUGAGCGUCCGAAAGAUAGAAGAUGGAGCAUGGACCACAAAUCGGAGUGGCACAAUGAUUCGGAACACAUGUCGUGGUUCAACAUGGACCCUCACACUGGUGAGCGUCAACCUGCGGUCCAAGCACAGCGCACACGCAAGGACUCAAAGUUGGAGCCGCAAGGCCAAGCAUUGCAGUCUCAAGAUGGGUUGGAGCGCAUUGUCGCCAUGAGAGCUUCCCAUGAAGCGCACCUGACGUCUCUGAAGGCAGCGCACGACAACGAAAUCGCUUCUCACCUUGCCUACAUAAAACUGUUGGAGGCCCAACGUCAGACAUCGCAGGUCCCGCAGGCGCACAAUGACGGUGCCAAAAAGCAUUUGACUCUUGAUACGAACCGCCCUUCAGGUAGAAACAGCGGCACUGUCUAUUCAGACACGAGCGCCACGCCAUCGCUCAAGUCUUUCGAGCAGUCUCUGGAACACCAAAAACGAACCUCAUCUGAGAUGGCCGCAGAGAUGGAGGCUUUAAAGCGGAAGCUGAGUUUGUGCCGCAGAUCGCAAGCAGAUCUUGGCGAUGUGCGUGGCGAGCGUGAUGGCCUUCGUGACAUAGCUGCGAAGAAUGAUCGUCGCAUCGCACAACUCAAGGACAUCGUGCGGAAAGCCAAGGAAAAUGAGAAGAUCAUGAAAGCCCGCACGCAGCGCUUGGAAGCCAGCCUCACGGCAUCGAACAUGGAGCGAAUUGACGUUCUCCAAGGCUUCUACGAAGCGUGCGAGCAAGUGGAUAAGCUGAGAGGACGUGAGCGGGUCCUUGUCAAAGAGCGCAACGUUCUCAGGUGCGAGCAGAGCACGAUUCCAGAAGACUCUGGUCAAGAUCUUCGUGGACGCGGUGAUACCUUCAUUGGGACCGAGGCAGACACAGCACUUUGGUGCCGAUACACGCCCGGAGACGAGAGCGACCUGCAGGAAUUGAUUCAACUUCGACAGCUAGUAGCAGAGAAGGACGCUCAUAUCUUGCGACUGGAGGCAAAAUCGACUACCGAGCACUACAAUCUGCCGGCACGUGAUAGUGUCGAAGCGCUCGUCAGAAGAUAUGAGCAGCAAACGACAGCUUUGAAGGCGGAGUGCGACCAGUACAAUACACUUCUACACCUCGAACUCCGAAGACAGGCCCGAUCCACAUCAUACAGGACAGAAGCAGUGACGCCACAAAUCGAGCAUGAAGCCGCCACUGUUCUCGCACGUAAGCUGGACCUCGCGACACAAGAGACCAGUGGAGAAGGACCGAUGAAGGAAGACAACAGCGCUAAGAUGAAACAGCUCGAGCAGGAACUGCAGCAUUGCUACCAAGAAAUCAUCAUGUACAAGCUGGAUGUUCGCGGAUACAAGAAGGACUUGAAGAUCAUGCAGACCGACAACGACGCCCUGCGCUCACGGUCCGAUGUGACUGUUAGUAGCAAGAUGUGCGGCUGUGGCCGCAGGAACGACAGUGCCCCGGCAGGAAACAUCGCCAGGCACGACAACCUCGAUCACUCAGCAGGUCUGGGAAUAUUGCAUGCCGGCCCGCCAGGGACACCUCCCUCCACUGUCGCCUCUCUGACUGCAUCUGCGCUAUUGACCGCCUCAAUGACCCCGACUCCUGCUCCUAACAUGGCAAGUCCUCUCAGACCUAUCACACCUCUCGGCAAGCAUAAAAAGCUCCCAAAGCCUCCUCCGCAAUCGAGAACCCCAAGUCCGAACACUGGAUCAGUGCAAAGGGUGAGCAAUUUACAGCGCCAGGAGACGCUGCGAUCGUUGUCUGAGUCGAUCAUAUCGUCGUACGCGAAGCGAGGUACUCCGGAGCAGGAGACUGAGGUUAUACCACCACUACCGACAAGCCGUGGCAGGAGAUCUGCGCCGCCUCCGUGGAGGACGCCAACGUAUGCUGAUCGUGUGAUGGGAGGUCAUGAAGCUACAGCGAUGUCUGUGACGAAGAUAUCAGGAGAGGUGUUGAGAACUCCUACCAUGGGUCUUGCUGGGGCGGGGAAUUGA